UGGAGACUUGAGACUUGGAGUCAGUCGUCUCGAGAGACAGAAAUAUCAAACACAAACAGGUUGGAGUCCCUACUUAAUAAUGUGAAUGUAUGUAUGAUAUCUUAGACUUUAACAACAGCCACUAGACACUUAUCUACAGCAAAGAGAAUGGUUAUAAAAGGACCAACCAAAUUCAUGUAAUUGAGUAACACUUUUCUUGUUGUGAGAGUAAGAGGGAGGUUAAAAUGAGCAUAAUGAGGAAUUUCUUGAGUAUGAUAAUUAUGCUUUGCGUAUGUCUCAAUUGGUGUUUUGCUGAAGGAGCUGAGAAAAGCGAUAGUGGAAAGGUACUUGAUUCUUACACCAUUCAAGUCAGCUCUCUGUUCCCUUCAUCAUCAUCUUGUGUCCCUUCUUCAAAAGCAUCUAAUACCAAGUCGUCGCUGCGCGUGGUGCACAUGCAUGGUGCGUGCUCGCAUCUUAGCAGCGAUGCGAGAGUCGACCAUGACGAAAUCAUCAGACGCGAUCAAGCACGUGUGGAGUCCAUCUACUCAAAAUUGUCAAAGAAUAGCGCAAAUGAAGUCAGCGAAGCCAAGUCAACGGAGCUACCGGCUAAAAGUGGAAUCACACUCGGAUCAGGAAACUACAUCGUAACAAUCGGAAUCGGGACACCGAAGCACGAUCUAUCGCUGGUCUUCGACACCGGAAGUGACCUGACAUGGACUCAAUGUGAGCCAUGUCUAGGAAGUUGCUAUUCACAAAAGGAACCAAAAUUUAACCCUUCUUCGUCUUCUACUUACCAAAACGUCUCGUGCUCAUCUCCAAUGUGUGAAGACGCUGAGAGUUGUUCGGCUUCCAACUGCGUAUACAGUAUCGUUUACGGCGAUAAGUCGUUUACCCAAGGAUUUCUUGCAAAGGAGAAAUUUACCCUAACGAACUCUGAUGUUUUGGAGGAUGUUUACUUUGGUUGCGGUGAAAACAACCAAGGACUUUUCGACGGUGUUGCUGGGCUUCUCGGCCUUGGCCCUGGCAAACUCUCACUACCGGCGCAAACAACAACGACCUACAACAAUAUCUUCUCCUACUGUCUACCUUCUUUCACAAGUAACAGUACUGGCCAUCUUACCUUUGGAUCCGCUGGAAUCUCUGAAUCCGUUAAAUUCACACCGAUUUCUUCCUUCCCAAGCGCAUUCAAUUAUGGCAUCGAUAUCAUAGGUAUCAGUGUAGGCGACAAGGAAUUAGCGAUUACUCCAAACUCAUUCUCGACCGAAGGUGCUAUAAUCGACUCAGGCACAGUGUUUACUCGCCUCCCUACCAAAGUCUACGCGGAACUCCGCAGUGUUUUUAAGGAAAAGAUGUCGAGUUACAAGAGUACGUCGGGAUACGGGCUUUUUGACACAUGUUACGAUUUCACUGGCUUGGAUACGGUGACAUACCCGACGAUUGCAUUCUCCUUCGCCGGUAGCACUGUCGUAGAACUUGAUGGAUCAGGGAUUUCGUUGCCGAUCAAGAUAUCACAGGUUUGUUUGGCGUUUGCAGGGAAUGAUGACCUUCCCGCCAUCUUUGGAAACGUUCAGCAGACGACGCUAGAUGUUGUGUACGACGUGGCUGGUGGACGAGUCGGUUUUGCUCCCAAUGGUUGUUAAUUAGCUACUUGAACAAAAAGAAGAGGAGAGGGUUUUGUAAUUUGAGUAAGGGUUUGGCUCGUAAAUUUAGCUCCUAUUUAUAUAUAGUACGUGUGCUAAGUAAAUUGCCCCAAAAAUAAUUUUGUGUGUGCGCGGCAAUUGCUUUCUUAUAUAUAUACGACAUGUAGAUUUGCUUUCUUAUAUACUUCAAUCCUGACUUGGAAGUAAGUUUUUUAGUAACGUCAAACAUGCUUCAACAUUUGCUUAAUGUACAAGUCCGAUUUAAGCUACCAGAAUCAUCUUUUUCCUUGAGUGUAACCUUUUUUACUCGAAAAAGCAUAAAUUCAUUACACACUUUUAUGAGUUUUUA
Molecule: messenger RNA, 1968 nt
Organism: Arabidopsis thaliana (thale cress)
Lineage: Eukaryota; Viridiplantae; Streptophyta; Magnoliopsida; Brassicales; Brassicaceae
Product: Eukaryotic aspartyl protease family protein
Exons: 2
Coding region: 225-1619 (464 amino acids)
Biological process (GO): proteolysis
Cellular component (GO): apoplast
Molecular function (GO): aspartic-type endopeptidase activity
Source: RefSeq, marked reviewed